AUGGCCGGAGGCCCGCGUAUUGUCGUGGGUAUUGACUUUGGCACCACCUAUAGUGGGGUCGCCUGGGCUCUUCAGUCCUCCCCUGAGGAGGUCGAGGUGAUCAAAUCCUGGCCCGGGGCUAGAAACAGUGAGUCCGACGUUUCCAAAUCCAGCUCUCAGGAGCUCACACUACCAGGAACGACGCCCAAAGUACCUACAACUAUAUCAUACGAGAACGGAAAGUUUUUCUGGGGUUAUCAAACACCAAUGUUUGGCGAGAUCAUUCGUGGUGUCAAGCUCCUACUUGACUCGACUCAAGAGAUCGACUACACACCUGCGGUACAGUCCAAGGACUUAUUGACAAAGUAUGACAAGAAGCCACUUGACAUCGCUCGGGAUUGCCUUCAGCUUCUUGUGGAUUCGGCAAAGGAAACGCUCCGUCGACGAUUCGGAAAGGCCUUGGACGGCAUGGAAAUUACAUAUGUACUUACGGUUCCGGCUGUUUGGACUGACAAAGCGAAGAACAUGACUUUGACCGCAGCGACUGAUGCCGGUAUUUCUGCGCUCGAUGUGAUCCUGGUGUCCGAACCCGAAGCAGCAGCUCUCUCUUGUCUGAACGCAAGUCAGCUCGAUACACUCAAGGACGGCGACGUGGUCAUAAUAUGCGACGCGGGUGGUGGUACAGUGGACUUGAUCUCCUACUGCGUGAAGAGUGUUGAACCCCUUGAAUUGAUGGAGGUCACUCAGGGAACUGGUAUGGCCAUUUGCGGAUCUGUUCUUCUCGACAAGCGGUUUGAAAACUAUCUGGCCGGACUCCUCGGGGAGAAAACAUACCAAAGGCUAUCCCAUAAGACCCGGGAGACAGCAAUGAACUACUGGCAAGACUUUCCAAAUUUUGCUGGUGCCUUGAUUGAAGACGAUGACGGAUACUCUGAAGUGGCCUAUUCUGUGCCUUUGAACGGUGUCAGUGACAAGCGAGAGAUAGGGCUAGAGGGUGGAUUCUUGACUAUGUCAAAGGAGAAUGUCGGGGGCAUAUUUCUUCCUGUCGUCGAUGACAUUGAGAAUCUGGUGCAGGAACAGAUGCUACAAGUAUCCAUGGCUGGAAUGCAGACCAAGGCUAUCCUUUUGGUGGGAGGUUUUGGUUCUUCCGAGUAUCUCUUCCGCCGUCUGCAAUCCGCUGUGAUCAAUGUGACUGUGAUGCAGCCCCCUAAUGCAUGGUCUGCUGUUGUUCGUGGCGCUGUAUUCCGAGGGCUAGGAGGAAAUCAGGUUGGACAGCGCAUUGCUCGAUGCCACUACGGGGUUACAUUCGAGGAAGAAUACAAUCCACGGGUGCAUAACGCAAGGGACAAAUAUUGGGACGCAAUGACCGAAAUGUCGUACGUAGCCGAUCGCAUGAAGUGGUAUAUUGAAAAGGGAAAGCCUAUCUCCGAAGACGAACCAAUCCGAAUGAGCCGGCACCAGGACAUCUCUGAGGCGAGUUGCAUGAAGCAAUUAAAAAAGGUCAGCCAGUCGCUGUACAUUUGCAACCUUGAUAAAGCACCAGACCACCUCACUGAAGGCGUCUUCAAGGUCUGCACUUUGGAGGCAGACCUCAGCGCAAUUCCACCGUACUUAUUCCACAGUUGCACCAAUUCCUCGGGGCAGAAGUAUUACGAAGUUGCUUUCGAGAUUGCCAUGACACCUACUUCAGCGUCUAUUUUGUUUGAUCUUGAGUUCAACGGCGUGUCUUAUGGAUCAGUGCAGGCCAAGUAUUAA
Messenger RNA from Aspergillus fischeri NRRL 181, 1734 nucleotides. RefSeq lists its product as uncharacterized. The coding region runs from base 1 to 1734 and encodes 577 amino acids. The record is from RefSeq and is a predicted model, not a curated record. Gene Ontology annotation, molecular function: ATP-dependent protein folding chaperone; ATP binding. Lineage: Eukaryota; Fungi; Ascomycota; Eurotiomycetes; Eurotiales; Aspergillaceae. The transcript has 12 exons.